This is a messenger RNA of Striga asiatica, 3083 nucleotides long. The record is from the annotation of a GenBank genome assembly. Lineage: Eukaryota; Viridiplantae; Streptophyta; Magnoliopsida; Lamiales; Orobanchaceae.
AUAUAUAUAUAUAUACAUAUAUUUAUUGAUCUUAUAUUAUAUAACUUUCUGAAGAAAACCCUCCUUCUCCCUUUGUGUGGUUUUCGUUUUUCUUCACAAGGAUUGUUGAUUUGAUUUGCAGAGCCAAGCUAACGACAAAAGGAGAAAAAAAAAAGAAAAAAAAAAUAUGUAUGGAGAUUGUCAAGUGAUGUCAUCAAUGGCCGGAGGGAAUUCGAUUCCGUCAUCAGAUAAUUCCAUUUUCGGGUCUCCAUCGAUCCACAACCCUAACGCCAUGAACAACUUCAAUUUCAUGCCUAACAUAAACCCUUUCAACAUUUUUUCUCCUAUUAUCCCGAAAGAAGAAAAUGGGAUGGCUAAGAGCAAAGAGGAUUUAAUCGAAAGUGGGUCGGGAAGUGAGCACAUGGAAGGACUUUCGGGUAACGAGCAAGACUUAGAUGCCGAACAACAACAACAACAGCCACAAGCCAAGAAAAAACGAUACCAUCGCCACACGGCUCGACAGAUCCAAGAAAUGGAAUCGCUGUUCAAGGAAUGUCCACACCCAGACGACAAGCAAAGGCUGAAGCUGAGCCAAGAUCUCGGACUCAAGCCACGUCAGGUCAAGUUCUGGUUCCAAAACCGAAGAACUCAGAUGAAGGCGCAACAAGAUAGACAAGACAAUGUUGUCCUAAGAGCGGAAAACGAAGGCUUAAAGAACGAUAACUAUCGUUUGCAAGCCGCAUUAAGGAAUAUCGUGUGUCCUAAUUGUGGAGGUCCGGCCAUGCUCGGUGAAAUGGGGUACGACGAGCAACAACUCAGGAUCGAAAAUGCUCGUCUCAAGGAAGAGUUGGAUCGAGUUUGUUGUAUGGUCACACAAUACACGGGUCGACCAAUUCCUCAACCGAUGGGACCCACUUCUCUCCUCUCACAUUCGUUGGACUUGGACAUAAGCUCGUAUCCGAGAAAGUUUGACCAAAACGACCCGUUAUUGGCCAACAUUCCACCUCAUCAUCAUGACCACAUGAAUAUGCCUCUUCCCGAUUUCGAUCAAAAUUCGCAAUUCGCGAGCGCUAAUGCCAACACUCUAAUGAUAAUGGAAGAAGAAAAGGGGGUGGCUAUGGAGUUGGCAUUGUCGGCCAUUGAUGAGCUAAUCAAGAUGUGCCACGCGGGCGAACCCCUUUGGGUUAGGGGAGGAAAAUGUGGUCAAGUGCUUAAUUUUGAGGAGUAUGCGAGAGUUUUCUCUACCAACUCGUCGUCGGUUGAUCAGUUGAGAGUCGAGGCGAGUAGGGACACGGCCGUUGUUAUCAUGAAUAGCAUUACUUUGGUCGAUGCUUUCCUUGAUGCGAACAAGUGGAUGGAGCUAUUCCCUUCGAUAGUCUCCCGAGCAAAAACACUUCAAGUGGUGCAUUCUGGCGUUAGCUCCGGACAUGCAACCGGGUCUCUUCAUCUGAUGUAUGCAGAAGUACAAGUUCUAUCUCCUCUUGUCUCUACAAGAGAGUCGCAUUUCCUCCGUUACUGCCAACACAACGCAGACGAAGGAAGUUGGGCCAUAGUCGAUUUUCCAGUAGACGCCUUUCAAAACAUUUACUCGCCUUCUUUUCCUUAUUACCGCAAGCGGCCAUCCGGUUGCCUCAUUCAAGACAUGCCCAAUGGAUACUCGAGGGUUACUUGGGUUGAACAUGCUGAAGUUGAAGAUGGCCCAAUCCACCAGAUUUUCAAUCACUUCGUGAAUAACGGCAUUGCUUUCGGAGCUCGUCGAUGGUUAGCCGUUCUUCAACGACAAUGCGAGAGGCUCGCGAGCCUCAUGGCCCGGAAUAUAUCCGAUCUUGGAGGNUUGAUCCCUUCACCGCAAGCGAGAAAGAAUCUGAUGAAUUUGGCUCAGAGGAUGAUUCGGACAUUCUGUGUGAACAUAAGCACUUGUUACGGACAAUCUUGGACUGCUCUUUCUGAUUCUGCAGACGACACUGUUCGAAUAACCACUCGAAAAGUGACUGAGGCCGGCCAGCCUAAUGGCCUCAUCCUUUGUGCUGUCUCCACUACUUAUUUGCCUUAUCCCCACCAACAAGUUUUUGAUUUCUUGAGAGACGAACGGCGUAGAGCUCAGCUUGAAGUGCUUUCGAAUGGGAAUUCAUUGCACGAGGUCGCUCACAUCGCAAACGGCUCUCAUCCUGGGAACUGCAUUUCUCUUCUCCGAAUCAACGUGGCAAGUAACUCAUCACAGAGCGUGGAGCUCGUGCUGCAAGAGAGCUGCUCGGAUGAUUCCGGAAGCAUGGUCGUCUACACCACAAUCGACGUGGAUGCCGUCCAGCUGGCAAUGAACGGCGAGGACCCUUCAUGCAUUCCUCUGCUCCCCAUCGGCUUCGUCGUAGUCCCUGCACCACCCAAGGACCAAUCACACGACGCCACCUCAUCACCCGACAACAACAACAAUAACAACACUGGGUGUCUUCUUACCGUGGGACUCCAAGUCUUAGCAAGCACGAUUCCAACUGCAAAGCUCAACCUGUCGAGCGUCACAGCCAUAAACCACCACCUGUGCACCGCAGUGCACCAGAUCACAGCCGCCCUCGGCAGUGGCCGAGUUAUCAAUGAUGAUGAUGUUGCCAAGAAAGAAGGGGACGUUUAGUCGAAGAACGGUUACUUAAUUAUUAUAUAGCGAGUGAUUUAUUGCUUCUUUUUUUUUUUCAUUUGUUCUUUAGGUUUAAAAAAUAUUUGUUAUUUUGGAAGUCAAGAGCGAACCAGAUGGCAUGGGGAUCCUUGCUAUCUGGUGAGGCCGACACGAAAAAGCUGUAUUUUAUGUUUGAGUGACGGCCUCGCCAGCUAGCAAGGGUCGUGGUUCGGGUAUUGACUUUCGUUUUGGCUUGUUUUAUAUUGUACUUUUGGCGGGCGAACAAUGGGCCUACUUUGGGGAUUUGAAUUCAGAAACGAAUCGUAUCGAAUUUGUGCCAGGUGUUGUGAAUUUCAUCAUGGUGGGUGGCUUAUUCAUUGUUUGUUUAGUAUGCUCGUGUUUAUGUACAACAUAUAUCAUACUUUAGAGCUGCUUGAUGAGUCUGAAUAUUUUAAGGCUCGGUCUCACUCACAAUAAUGCAAAUGCUCGAGAUUGG